UUUCCAAAAUGGCAAUGUGAGGCUCUAAGUUGCCCAAGAUAAACAUGGCCCAUACAAGACUUUUGUGCUAGCUAGAGAAUGAAGAAAAAGUUACAGAAUGACCAUGAACAAGAACUUGAAAUCCUCAAGGCUGUGGCACAAGCCUGGCAGAGCCACUCCGGCAGCUCUAGGCCCAUGACGGAGUUUGACGCGCGCCGGAGAAACUACAAGGGCAGGUUACCGUCUCGGUUCAAGCUCGAAGCAAUGAGAAAAGCAGCAUCAUCUAGUGAGAGUGGUACUAAUGCAAAAUGGGACUUUGGACAGUCACUGUGGGAUGCUUAUGAGAUUGUGGCAGUGUCCAAAAGCCUUACUGCUAUUGCUAAUGUGAGAUUCAUUUAUUGGGUGCAUUAUGCACAUAACUUUUGACACUGGAGUUGCACAACAAAAGAAGAAGAGUAUGAAUAUGUAUGUGCUUUUUCUUUCUGUUUGAAGCGACUUUCAUCUCCAUGUGCUAUGCUGCAGAUAAAAUUCUUGUAUCACUAAUGCUUAAAGAAUCAUUAUGGUUAGUUUCUUAUCUAUA
This is a messenger RNA of Rosa chinensis, 559 nucleotides long. RefSeq lists its product as uncharacterized. Bases 79 to 405 code for a protein of 108 amino acids. NCBI's taxonomy places the organism in Eukaryota, Viridiplantae, Streptophyta, Magnoliopsida, Rosales, Rosaceae. The transcript has 2 exons. The record is from RefSeq and is a predicted model, not a curated record.